AUGGCCUCCAAUCCCUCCACCCCCGACACGGAAGUCGACGCCGAUACCGUCUUUGAUAGUCCCUCGCCCUCGCCCGCACCCUCGAGUCCAACCGCCGAUGCCACCCUGCCUGACGAACCCGCUGCCGAGCGCCCUCCUCCUCGAACUGCAUCCACUACCUCAGCCGCGACACCCAACAUGACGUCCUCCUCAACACCACUCGGAAACAUCAACGCUGCCAGGAAUCCCCGUCCCUCGAAUCCUCCCACCAUCUCCAGCCGAGGCAGCGGUCUCAAUGUCUCCCAAGACAUCCUUGCCAGGAUACAGGCAGUGCAUCUCGGCAGAAAGGGCGCUCCGCCGACCGGUCUGCCUGGAAGGGGGCCUGCGCCUCAGAGUCCUGGCCCAUCUCCCGACAGCCGUAACCCCAUGUCGCCGGGUCCUCACCCAGGAGGUGUACCCAGCAACUUCCGAAUGCCUGUGAGACCGCCAGCGACUAACUUUCAAUCGGCACCAGCAGUUCCUGGUCGUGGACCGCCCAAAUCUAUAGCAGAGAAGCGCGGCAUGAGGUUCCCAGGCGGACUCCCAGGCGGAUUGCCAGGCUCGUCUCCAGCUGCAGGCGGUGCUCCUCCCGCUGGCAAGAAGAAGCCCGGGUUGACCCUCUCGCAGAUGAACGGGGGACCCGAGCCCACUGAAGGCGCAGAACCGAAGAAGCAAGAAACUCACUUUGACAAAUUCUCUCAGUUCGUCGAUACCAAAACCGGCAGUCUCAAGUUUGCCGGCAAGGCAGUCCUCAACUCAGACGGUGUACAGUUCGCGAGCGGUACCUCCUUCAACAUCUCCCUGGACGAAGUUGAUACACUGGACGAGCUUGGCAAGGGAAACUACGGCACAGUAUACAAAGUUAGACAUAGCAGACCGCGAAUGCGGAAGCCAGGGCAGGGUCUGGCGGGUAACAAGGCUGCGCCAGGCUCGCCGUCGCGAAAGGAAUUUGGCGAAGAAGCGAGCCCAACCAGUGCGAAGCCAGCUGCGGGGACCGGCAUAGUCAUGGCAAUGAAGGAGGUGAGGCUCGAGUUGGACGACUCAAAGUUCGCUGCUAUCAUCAUGGAACUCGACGUCCUUCACCGCUGCGUAUCACCCUUCAUCGUCGACUUUUACGGUGCUUUCUUCCAGGAAGGUGCAGUGUACAUCUGUAUGGAAUUCAUGGACGGAGGCUCCAUAGACAAACUUUACGCCGACGGUGUGCCCGAGGGCGUCCUGCGCAAGAUCACCAUGGCCACGACUAUGGGUCUGAAGUCACUCAAGGAUGAUCACAACAUCAUUCACCGAGACGUGAAGCCUACCAACAUUCUCAUGAACACCAAGGGUGCGAUCAAGAUCUGUGAUUUUGGUGUUAGUGGAAAUCUCGUCGCGAGUAUUGCCAAGACCAACAUCGGGUGCCAAAGUUACAUGGCACCCGAGAGGAUAUCUUCAGGCGGCAUCGCGCAAGCAGGCGCCAACCCUGGAGGCGGCACAUACAGCGUACAAAGCGACAUCUGGAGUUUGGGCCUGACAAUCAUCGAGUGCGCUCUGGGGCGGUACCCAUACCCACCAGAGACGUACAACAACAUCUUCAGUCAGCUCAGCGCUAUUGUCGAUGGUGAGCCUCCGGAUCUGCCUGAGAGCGGAUACUCUGACGCGGCGCGCAACUUUGUACGCGGCUGCUUGAACAAGAUUCCCAACCUUCGACCAACAUAUGCCAUGCUACUUCAACAUGCAUGGCUUGCACCUCUCGCAAAGCCCGACACAAUCACAGAAGAAGACGAAGAGGAGGUUGAAGCCGCAGCUGAGGCUGAUGGUGGCGAAGCUGCCGGCGACCAGGGACCUGCUGAGGCGAUCGAGCCUGUAGAAGACCAAGAAGUCGCCGACUGGGUCAAGGCUGCCAUCGAGAAGAGGAGGAGCGGCAAGAUGAAGGGCGUCGAGAAGCCCGCAUUGCAUGCCGCACCUCUUGAUGCAGCGACACAGAGCCCGUCACCUAACGGUACAAACGGGCUAGAAGAGGCGGGCUCAGUAGAAGCCGCGGCAUAA
This is a messenger RNA of Alternaria conjuncta, 2043 nucleotides long. RefSeq lists its product as uncharacterized. The record is from RefSeq and is a predicted model, not a curated record. Gene Ontology annotation, biological process: cellular hyperosmotic response; MAPK cascade; protein phosphorylation. NCBI's taxonomy places the organism in Eukaryota, Fungi, Ascomycota, Dothideomycetes, Pleosporales, Pleosporaceae. Bases 1 to 2043 code for a protein of 680 amino acids. The transcript has 2 exons. Gene Ontology annotation, molecular function: ATP binding; MAP kinase kinase activity.